AUGAUUACAGUACCAACAUCUACAAAGCCAAAGCCAAACCCACUGCGCAACCUCGGAUUCCACUCAUUCCAAUUCCCAAUUCCAAUUUCAUUCCCGUGGUGGGCACCGUGGGCCGGCAUCCUCGCCUUAAUCGGCCUAAGCCUCGUGGUGGCAAUCGCAUACGUCCGUGGACAGGGAUAUCCCAACCGGGACCUGGCAAACCCGGCCGUGUGGUCCGCCCUCUCCGAUAUGGAAAAAGCCAACGCCAGCCAGAACCCUGAAUCGCCACCCCCUGCCUCUGCUCUCCAUGUCUUGAAGCCACUGUCGCUUUGUGGGACCUUCCCGAGUAGUGGGGCGGUGGCAGCUAGAGCGCGUGAACAAAUGCAGAUGCACAUGCAGACUUCCUCGGGCUUGGCCUUGGCCUUGGGCGAUUCACCGGGGAUGCCUGAAUUGGAGGCUCACCCUCAUCCUCACCAGGCUAGUGAUGGGGGCGAGAAUGGGUUGCAGUUGCAAAGGCGGAGUGGGAUGGUGCAGACUAUGUAUGAGACGGACGAGACGGGGGCGAGAACCUUUCGCCGGUUAGUGGUUGAGUACAAUUAG
Messenger RNA from Penicillium verhagenii, 579 nucleotides. RefSeq lists its product as uncharacterized. Lineage: Eukaryota; Fungi; Ascomycota; Eurotiomycetes; Eurotiales; Aspergillaceae. The record is from RefSeq and is a predicted model, not a curated record. The transcript has a single exon. The coding region runs from base 1 to 579 and encodes 192 amino acids.